AAACUCACUCAGUCAUGUAAAUUGAGAAGGGGGAAUUAAUAUUUAGAAGUCUUUCUUUAUUAAACUGACUCGUAUUAACUUCAUCAAACUGAGUCUCGUCAUAUUACUUGACUGACCAUAGAAAAAUCAAACUCCACUGUCCUCUGCUCUGCUCUUAUCGAAAAAGAAAAUAAGCGGUGAAGAGAGUAGAGGACCCCCUCCCAAAACAAAGUACCAUUCACUUCCUUCAUUCAUAACAAAAAAUUGAACUUCAAGAUAGAAAAAUCUGAAGCUCUUAAUUGGGUGAUCAAUUCAAUCCAAAUAUAUGUAAGAUGGUUCAUUUGAAAGAAAGAUUUGGUUACUUGUUCAACAGCAGAUGGCUAGUCUUUGUUGCAGCAAUGUGGAUUCAGACUUGUGCUGGCAUUGGAUAUCUUUUUGGCAGCAUCUCUCCAGUAAUAAAAAGCUCUUUGAAUUACAAUCAGAAACAGAUUGCUCGAUUAGGUGUGGCUAAGGACUUGGGUGAUAGCGUUGGAUUCUUGGCUGGUACUUUGUGUGAAUUCUUGCCUUUAUGGGCUGCACUUCUUGUUGGUGCUAUUCAGAACUUUGUUGGUUAUGGUUGGGUUUGGCUUAUUGUCACUGGCAAAACUCCACCUUUGCCAUUAUGGGCUAUGUGCAUUCUUAUAUUUGUAGGAACAAAUGGUGAGACCUACUUCAACACAGCAGCUCUGGUCUCCUGUGUACAAAAUUUCCCGAAAAGCCGUGGUCCUGUAGUUGGGAUUCUUAAGGGAUUUGCUGGCUUAGGUGGUGCAAUUUUGACUCAGAUAUAUGCAAUAAUGCAUUCACCUGACCACGCUUCACUUAUAUUUAUGAUUGCUGUUGGACCGGCAAUGGUGGUUAUUGCUCUCAUGUUUAUAAUCAGGCCUGUUGGAGGCCACAGACAAGUCAGACCUUCUGAUGGGCUAAGUUUUUCAUUUGUUUAUAGUAUAUGCCUCCUUUUGGCUUCUUACUUGAUGGGAGUUAUGCUUGUUGAAGACUUUAGUGAUAUUAGCCACAAUGUCAUUAUAAUCUUCACAGCUAUUCUAUUUGUCAUCUUGAUAAUCCCUGUUGUGAUCCCCGUCUAUUUGAGUUUCACUCAAGAGCCAAGAGUAUUAUCAGAAGAAGAGGCAAUUCUAGCUGAGUCACGGAAACAAGAUCCUGGAAAAUCUGAACACAACGAUAGUCAAGAAAUUAUAUUUAGUGAGGUUGAAGAGGAGAAGCCGAAGGAAGUAGACUUACUUCCAGCUUUAGAAAGGCAGAAAAGGAUCGCGCAACUACAAGUAAGACUAGCACAAGCAGCGGCUGAAGGAGCCGUGAGGAUCAAAAGAAGACGAGGUCCUCGAAGGGGAGAGGAUUUUACUUUAGUGCAGGCUUUAAUAAAAGCAGAUUUCUGGCUUAUGUUCUUCUCACUGCUUUUGGGUUCUGGAUCCGGUUUGACUGUCAUAGACAAUUUGGGCCAAAUGAGCCAAUCUUUAGGAUAUGAUAAUACACAUGUAUUCGUUUCCUUGAUCAGCAUAUGGAACUUCCUUGGCCGUAUUGGGGGUGGAUACUUCUCUGAGAUCAUUGUCAGGGAUAAUGCAUAUCCAAGACAUGCAGCCAUGGCUGUUGCUCAAGUCAUAAUGGCCUUCGGUCAUUUCUUCUUUGCCAUGGGUUGGCCUGGAGCUAUGUACAUUGGUACUCUUUUGGUUGGAGUUGGUUAUGGGGCUCAUUGGGCGAUUGUGCCAGCUGCUGCUUCAGAAUUAUUUGGCUUAAGGAAUUUUGGGGCUCUGUACAAUUUCCUCACUCUUGCCAAUCCAGCUGGUUCAUUAGUAUUCUCAGGUCUUAUUGCUAGUAGUAUAUAUGACAUGGAAGCUGAAAAGCAAGCUCAACAACACCAUGUUGGGCAGUUGAAUUUGGCAUCGGCUUUGACAAGUUUUUUGAACAUGGAUGAACCUCCAAAGUGUGAAGGUGCUAUUUGCUUCUUCUUGACUUCCUUGAUAAUGUCAGGUCUCUGUAUUAUUGCGGCUGUUCUAAGCAUGAUUCUGGUGUACCGUACAAAGGUUGUGUAUGCUAAUCUGUAUGGAAAGUCUCGUACAUAAUUUAAGAAUCCUGGAAAAGGACACCUUCAGCAAAUUCGUAUUAUCAUAAUUCGCCACUGCAAAUCAUCAACUGAACACAUCCAGCUGAGAGCAAACGCCGACGUCAUCAACUGAACACAUCCAGCUGAGAGCAAACGACGACGACGAAGGCAAUAGAGCCGGGUUUUGCUGUUGGAACUAAAGUCCUGUUUGAGAGAAAUAUAGUAAAUAUUAGUGUUGCAACUUGCAAGUGAUUUCUGUAUUCAAGUGAUUUCUGUAUUCUUGUAUUCCAACUAUUGGGAUUUGUUAAAUUUUGGCUGUCAACCUCCAUUUGUUGAUUGAA
Messenger RNA from Capsicum annuum, 2415 nucleotides. Its product is annotated as protein NUCLEAR FUSION DEFECTIVE 4. NCBI's taxonomy places the organism in Eukaryota, Viridiplantae, Streptophyta, Magnoliopsida, Solanales, Solanaceae. The record is from RefSeq and is a predicted model, not a curated record. Gene Ontology annotation, cellular component: membrane. The coding region runs from base 312 to 2093 and encodes 593 amino acids. The transcript has 3 exons.